Messenger RNA from Hemicordylus capensis (graceful crag lizard), 2638 nucleotides. It is a transcript of the gene MMP17, whose product is annotated as matrix metallopeptidase 17. The record is from RefSeq and is a predicted model, not a curated record. Gene Ontology annotation, cellular component: extracellular matrix. Gene Ontology annotation, molecular function: zinc ion binding; metalloendopeptidase activity. NCBI's taxonomy places the organism in Eukaryota, Metazoa, Chordata, Lepidosauria, Squamata, Cordylidae. Gene Ontology annotation, biological process: collagen catabolic process; extracellular matrix organization; proteolysis. The transcript is spliced from 10 exons. The coding region runs from base 582 to 2354 and encodes 590 amino acids.
GCUGCGUCGCGUCCAGAUUAGAAGAGGCGAAGGCGGCGCUGCGUCGCCGGCUCUCGCAGCUGCUCCUGCUUUCCCCGUCGCAGCCGGGCGGCGAUCGCGCCGUUUGCGGGACUGCUGGAGGACGCAGCUCGGGACUGGGAUUUUGUCGGCCGAGGGAAACGGGUCGAGGAGGCGGAGGAGGGCUCGUCCCGCCUUUCUAGGAAGCCAGAGGUUUUCCUUUCGACGAUUUUCCUCCCGGGGCGCACGGCCAGGCAUCCAGGAGAGCCUUUUGGGCGCCCCGAAAAGUUGGCGUCGGUCCUCCGCGGCGGCAGGAUGGUUGGGACCGUGCGCGGGGCUCUGCCCCGAGGAGGCUGCAGAGAGGAGCCGCGUACAAUGUGACCGCCUCGCCGCCCUGCCCGAGGCUGAAGCCGCGAGGAGGAGAAGCGGCUGGGGAAGGGAAGCCGCCAGGGCAGCCGGGGGCCGAGGCUGACAAGCGCGGAUGUCUCGCUCCGCCUCUCCCGCUUUGCCCAUCGCCGGAGCUGGGCGCCCUCAGCUCGGCUCCUCCGCGGAGGCGAAGCAGCAGCUGCGGGUCUGAGGGAGAGAUGCUGUGGAGCGGGAGCCCCCGGCCGAGCGCCUUCUCCCCGCAGGAAAUGUUGCUCAUGAUCGCCUUUUGUUUGGCUUCGCGGCGGACCUUGGCAGCGCCCACUCCGACCGCUGAGGAUCUUACCUUGGGAGUUGACUGGCUGACAAAAUUUGGAUACCUGCCUCCUCCGGACCCUGUCUCAGGACAGCUGCAAACGCAGGAAGAGUUCACCAAAGCCAUUACAGCCAUGCAGCAGUUUGGGGGCCUCGAAACGACAGGGAUCCUAGACGAGGCAACACUGAAAUUAAUGAGAACCCCUCGGUGCUCCCUGCCUGAUCUUGCAGAGUCAGUGGCAAGGAGAAAGAGACACGCUCAGGUGGCGACCAAGUGGAAUAAAAGAAACUUAUCUUGGAGAGUCCGGACCUUCCCCAAGGACUCCCACCUGGGCCAUGACACGGUCCGUGCCCUAAUGUACUACGCCUUGAAAGUGUGGAGUGACAUCACGCCACUGAAUUUCCACGAAGUUGCUGGAAACAAUGCCGACAUCCAGAUCGACUUCUCCAAAACGGAUCACGACGACGGAUACCCCUUUGAUGGCCCCGGGGGCACGGUGGCACAUGCUUUCUUCCCGGGGGAGCACCAUACUGCUGGAGACACCCACUUUGAUGACGAUGAAUACUGGACUUUCCGAUCAUCAGAUACUCACGGCAUGGACCUGUUCGCUGUGGCGGUUCACGAGUUUGGCCAUGCCAUUGGCUUAACCCACGUCUCUGCCAUCGAGUCAAUCAUGAGGCCAUAUUACCAGGGGCCGGUAGGGGAUCCCCUAAAAUAUGACCUGCCUUAUGAAGACAAAGUCAGAAUCUGGCAGCUUUAUGGGGUCAGGGAGUCGGUGUCCCCAACAGCCAAGCCCGAAAUCACGAAGUCAGAUGACCACCCCUUCUUGCCAGACUUGCCAGAGAACCGCUCCACUGUGCCGCUCAGAAGAGACGUCCCCAACCGAUGUAACACUCACUUUGAUGCGGUGGCCCAGAUCCGCGGAGAGGCUUUCUUUUUCAAAGGCAAGUAUUUCUGGAGGCUGACGAGGAACAAGCACCUGGUCUCCCUGCAGCCGGCCCAGAUCCAUCGUUUCUGGCGGGGUCUGCCUCUCAAUCUCGACAGCGUGGACGCCGUCUACGAGAGGACCCACGACCAUAAGAUUGUGUUCUUCAAAGGAGACAGAUACUGGGUGUUCAAAGACAAUAAUGUGGAGGAAGCUUACCCUCGGCCCAUCUCGGAUUUUGGCUUGCCGCUGGGAGGCAUCGACGCCGCGUUUUCCUGGGCCCACAAUGACAAGACUUAUUUCUUUAAGGACACUCUCUACUGGUGCUAUGACGACCACGAGCGGAGGAUGGAUCCCGGCUAUCCUUCGGAGACCUGGUUGUGGAAGGGGAUCCCAAGCCGGCUGGACGAUGCAACUCGGUGGUCGGAUGGAGCAACCUACUUUUUCAAGGGCAAAGAAUACUGGAAGGUCAUGGACAGUGACCUGGAAGUGGAGCCCGGCUACCCGCAGUCCAUUGCGAGGGACUGGCUGGUGUGCGGGGACAUGCAGUCGGAUGCUCCCGAGCCAGCCGAAAGCACCAGGACUGGGGUGCAUUCCAAGCAAGGACAGCACGACGAGAGCCGAUCCGAAAACGAGGUCUGCUCCUGCACCUCCGCCUCUUCGAAUCGCCACUGGUGCUCGAUGCUCAGCCUAUCCGCAGGGCUCCUUUUCUCCAGCAUGUGGACAGUAGCACUGGCCCACGGACCACUAUGACAAAAACCACCCCCUGGACCAGAAGGGAAGGCAGUUAUUCAGGGACGCAAAGGAGGGUUUAAAUAUCGCAAGCCGCCGCGCGGUUUGGAGGGAAGAUUCCAACGAGCGUGGUGGCAACGUUUUCCGAUUCUCCAUGAGAAGUGGACAAUGCUUAUUUCCCGUUCUUUCUGGGUUUUGUUUGGAAGUUGACAUGCUUUAACAGCAGACUUUUUCUCACUUUUUCUUGUCUCCUCACACCCCAGCCCCCAACUGUUGAACGAAUAAAGACUCUGGCUCAUCUUGCA